Messenger RNA from Coffea arabica (coffee), 966 nucleotides. The record is from RefSeq and is a predicted model, not a curated record. Lineage: Eukaryota; Viridiplantae; Streptophyta; Magnoliopsida; Gentianales; Rubiaceae.
AUGGGGUCUAUGAACUCAAACAAUUGGCUAUCUUUUCCUCUUUCACCUACUCAUUCUUCAAUACCAGCACAUCUUCAAACUGCUCAGUCUCAUCAUUUCUCUUUAGGGUUAGUCAAUGAAAAUAUUGACAAUCCCUUCCAAAACCAAGAGUGGAAUUUGAUCAAUACUCAAGGCAACAGUGAAGUUCCUAAGGUGGCUGAUUUUCUUGGUGUCGGAAUAUCCGAAAAUCAAUCUGAGAUUGUGUCAUACAGUGAAAUACAAGCUAAUGACUCUGAUUACCUGUUUUCAAACAGUAGUCUAGUUCCAGUACCAAAUGCCCUAGCAGCUGCUGCCUCAAACAACUAUGAACUUCAAGAAAGUGGGAGCAGUAUGCAGUCUCUAACUUUGUCCAUGGGUAGUGGAAAGGGUUCAACAUGUGAGACUAGUGCAAGUGUCGAUAAUAGUAAUAGUAGUAUUGUUGACGCUGCACCAAGGAGAACAUUGGACACAUUUGGUCAAAGAACAUCGAUAUACCGAGGUGUAACAAGGCAUAGAUGGACAGGAAGAUAUGAAGCUCAUCUAUGGGAUAAUAGCUGUAGAAGGGAAGGUCAGUCCAGGAAAGGUCGCCAAGUUUACUUAGGAGGGUAUGACAAGGAAGAGAAGGCAGCUAGGGCUUAUGACCUCGCAGCACUGAAAUACUGGGGCACAUCAACUACCACCAAUUUUCCAAUAAGCAACUAUGAGAAGGAACUUGAGGAGAUGAAACAUAUGACUAGACAAGAAUUUGUUGCCUCGAUCAGAAGGAAGAGCAGUGGCUUCUCUAGAGGAGCUUCCCAAUAUCGUGGAGUAACAAGGCACCACCAGCAUGGAAGAUGGCAAGCUAGGAUAGGAAGAGUGGCAGGAAACAAAGAUCUUUACUUGGGAACUUUCAGUAAGCAAUUCCAAUACAAUGCAAAAAAGUGUCAUGAUUUUCAGCCCAUGUUUUGA